Messenger RNA from Chelonoidis abingdonii (Abingdon island giant tortoise), 1446 nucleotides. RefSeq names its product beaded filament structural protein 2 (gene BFSP2). Gene Ontology annotation, cellular component: intermediate filament; cytoskeleton. Gene Ontology annotation, molecular function: structural molecule activity. The record is from RefSeq and is a predicted model, not a curated record. Gene Ontology annotation, biological process: intermediate filament organization. Lineage: Eukaryota; Metazoa; Chordata; Testudines; Testudinidae.
UGCAGCAUGCCCAUGCCAAGACGUAGAUCUUCAUUCUUGGGGCAACAGCCCUCUUCCUCCACGACUGAAAGCACUGGGGCUACCAGCCAAAGGUUAAGCAUUGGGGGUAGUGGCAGCCUACCUAGACCCCGAGGUGUCUAUGUGGGUAUUGUCCCCACUGGAGGUGUGAGCAGCCUAGGAACCCGUGUGUCCCGUAGAGCCCUAGGCAUCAGCAGUGUCUUUUUACAAGGCCUGCGCAGCUCCUGUUCAACUGUGCCAUUAGCCCAGGGGCUGGAAAAGGGAAGGGGCCUAUCCUAUGAGAGCCUGAAUGGGUGCCUGGUGGAGUACAUAGAGAAAGUGAGAGCUCUCGAACAGGUCAACCAAGAGCUGGAAGAGCACAUCAGAGUCUACCUGGAAAAGAAGUCAUCCAAUGUCAACAGCUGGGAGGCACUGAGAGAGAACUGGGAGACUAUCUAUCACCAAGUGGGUGAUGCAGUCCUCGAAAAUGCACGUCUUAUGUUACAGAUGGAGAAUAUUCAAGCCUGUGCUGAAGAUUUUAAAGACAGAUAUGAAAAUGAGCAGCCAUUCAGAAAGGCAGUGGAAGAUGAAAUUAAUUCCCUAUAUAAAGUGAUUGAUGAUGCUAACUUAACUAAAAUGGAUCUGGAGCGUCAGAUAGAAAGCAUGAAAGAAGAAUUAGGUUUGCUCUCAAAGAAUCAUGAAGAAGAUGUGAAGAUGUUAUACAAUCAGCUUGCUGGAUCACAGCUGGAAGAACUGGAAGCGCCUAUUGGAACUGGCCUGGAUAAUAUACUGGAAAAAAUCAGAAUUCACUGGGAGAAGGAUAUAGAGAAAAAUCGUAUUGAGACAGGUGCCUUGCUUCAUACCAAGCAAACCACAGAAACAGCACCUGCUGUACAAACCCAAGAGGAAGAACUGGUGGAAUCCCUGAGAACAGAGUUUCAUGAAACAGCCUGCAAAAUACAGAGUCUGCAAGCAGAGACUGAAUCUUUAAGAACUUUGAAAAGGGGUCUGGAGAACUCCUUGUAUGAUGCUAAGCACUGGCAUGACAUUGAACUUCAGAACCUAGGCUCUGUCAUUACCAAGCUAGAGGCAGAGAUGCGAGAAAUCAGAGCAGAAACCGAGCAGCAGCAGAGGGCUCGUGAAACUCUGCUGUCCAACAAAAUACAGCUGGAGAAGGAUAUCGCUGCAUAUCACUGUCUUCUGGAUGCAGAAGAAAGAAGAAGACCCAAUGUCACAACUGUAAGUGCCUUCAGAGUGGGCUAUCGGAUAGAAACAAGGGGAGCACAUGCACCUUGUGAAAAUGCUGAAGAAACUGAUUCUGAAAUUCCCUGUCCACAGAAGACAAUGUUGAAAUUCAAAGCAAAAGAUGAUGUCACUGACAAAAAUGUUUGUGGAAACCACAAACCCAUCAAAGCAGCCUGCUUUAUUCAGUCCGAGUUAACAAUCUAA